AUGGAGCGUGGCGAGCACCAUGAGCACGGUGGUGUUGCUGAGCAGCUGCCCGAGCAGGCUGACGUGACUGACGCGGCUGGCGAGGCUUCGGAGGCGGCAGAUGUGGGUGGUGAGGGUUCUGAAGGGUCGGCGGAGGCGGAGGCGGCAGAUGAGGCUGGUUCUGCCUCGACAGCAUGCUGCAGUUUGGCUGAUGCAGUUGCUGACGAAGCUGCCUUUGCAGACGCAGCUUUGGUGCAGCUAGCAAACAUGCGGCGCCUCCUGCAGAAGGAAAUAGUUCGCAGCGCGGUGACUGCAACGUUCACAAACGUUGCUGCGUUCUUGCUGGGCAUGUGGGUGCAAUGGCGGCGUCGAAGGUAG
Molecule: messenger RNA, 357 nt
Organism: Effrenium voratum
Lineage: Eukaryota; Dinophyceae; Suessiales; Symbiodiniaceae
Source: the annotation of a GenBank genome assembly